UCUUGAUGCACGAUGUCGCUCACCGAUACACCACCGUCGCCCAUUCAUGUCCUGCGCACGCACAAAGACCCCGUGAACACUUUAUUCUGUUCUCGAGACAACGACAGGAUAUACUCAGGUGAUGCUAAAGGACGGAUCGUCAUUUCAUCCACACGAUCUCUGAGACCAAUCGCCGACUGGCUUGCGCACACCGACUCCAUCCUCGGUGUCGAAGAACUUGGACAAAGCCAGAUCAUAACACAUGGCAGGGACAACAAGAUCCACGUCUGGGAGCGCCCCGAAGAAUCUGUAGCUAUUCGGCAAGCCGGGGCAGCAACAUUGACUGAGUCGUCUGCACCAAUGCUGUGCUACUCGAUGGACGUCAAUGCACUGAACUACUGCCGAUUCUCGCUUCUACCCUUGAAUGAAAACAGUGCUCUCCUGGCAGUCCCCAACCUCGUAGAAUCAUCUCUGGCAGAUGUCUGGACAUUGCCCAGCAGACAGAGGCUCCACGCCGCCAUCGGGAACUCCCAAAAUGCCACAUCCAAGUUCUCAGACGGUCGGGCUGGUAAUAAGACAGGUAUAAUCAUGGCUAUGCAAUUAUAUCAUUUACCGUCCACGUCGGUAGCAAAAGGAGAGCUUUGUCUCCUUUGCGCCUACGAAGAUGGCGGUGUUGUUCUCUACAGACGCAUGGUACCGGAGGGAACACAAACGAUCGAGGGACGAGGAUGGGAAAUGAUGUGGAGAAGCAAGCUACACGUUGAGUCAGUCAUGGCGAUGGUCGUGACCAAAGACAACAGCUUUGCUUUGACAGUUUCCGCGGAUAAUUUAAUAGGAAAAUACGAUCUGACGUCUGGCGGAUCGGAAACUGCCUCACCUGGUACAGCGUUUCGAACCAAGCACCCAGGGAAUGGUGCCGUCGCUAUUCGUGACGAUGGCAGGGUGUGUGCAGUGGGUGGCUGGGAUGGAAGGGUGAGACUCUACUCAACCAAGUCUUUCAAGUCCCUUGGAACGUUUGUACACCACAAACAAGCCUGUCAAGCCCUGACUUUUACCUCGCCCUCUGAUGUCAGAACACAUGAGGCAAUUGGUGAUGACGAAGAGGACAUGACUCCCCAGGAAAAGCUUCAGCGCAGCCGGUGGCUUAUCACCGCAGGAAAAGAUGCUAGGGUCUCAAUCUGGGGUCUGAUGAGUUUUGAAAAGCGAUCAUAGCAAUCGUCCGGUGCCAUUCUCGUAAAUGGUGGUCACCAUUGAACGCUAUCUGCGCCUAGCGGAUGCAGAGCGUGGACUCUUCGUCGCACCAGCAAGAGAUGCGGUCCUUUUGCAUUGAUUCUGUUUCUUAUAUUGAGCGAGGCAGCCGGAACUUCGAGUGUAGAGAUCGCGAAUGCUGUCGCCCCUCUUUCAUCAGGGUAUAACGAAGCACGUCAG
This is a messenger RNA of Pisolithus orientalis, 1407 nucleotides long. RefSeq names its product WD40-repeat-containing domain protein. Gene Ontology annotation, molecular function: protein binding. The transcript has 7 exons. Bases 13 to 1191 code for a protein of 392 amino acids. The record is from RefSeq and is a predicted model, not a curated record. NCBI's taxonomy places the organism in Eukaryota, Fungi, Basidiomycota, Agaricomycetes, Boletales, Pisolithaceae.